Molecule: messenger RNA, 5337 nt
Organism: Hipposideros armiger (great roundleaf bat)
Lineage: Eukaryota; Metazoa; Chordata; Mammalia; Chiroptera; Hipposideridae
Product: protocadherin beta-11-like
Exons: 2
Coding region: 2654-4864 (736 amino acids)
Biological process (GO): homophilic cell-cell adhesion
Cellular component (GO): plasma membrane
Molecular function (GO): calcium ion binding
Source: RefSeq, a predicted model, not a curated record
GGAAAAUUAAGAACUUACCCAAGAUUAUAUAGCUAGUAAGGGACACUUAAGCCCUAAUCUAUUCUUUGCCUUACAAUAAGAAUACAUACUUCAUACAGUUACUGUUAAGCUUAAAUGGGUAAACACAUAUAUGGCACUUAAAACAAUGGGUAGCAGAGAGUAAAUACUCAAUAAGUAUUAACUGUUAUUAGAUUUUACUACUCUGGGGAUAUUAAUCAGACAUUUUAAAGAACUUUCUUCUAUUUUCUCUAUUAUAUCUGUUUGUUUCCUGCUGUUCCUUUUUUGUAGUGUUUUGGCCUUUUCUAUGUCAUGUCAUAGGCAUUUCCUCAAGUGUAUUGUGGUCCUUGGCUUUCUUCUCAUAUUUAAUAAUGAUGAGAUAUCAUAGUGCUGACAGUUGGUUCUUUGUGGGUACAUGAGUCCUAUUGAUGGCAGGGCUUCACUCUAAUGUAACCAUGCUAGGGUAGGGCUAUUACCUUGGGAUAUCCUCAAAUAUCAGUAUUGUGAGUCUUUCAUAUUCUCCAGGUUAGAAUUCUUCAACAUCAUCUGUGUGGGAGAGAGCUAGGGAGAGGAUCAGGCAUAUACCUUGUGACCUACAAUUGAAGAGUAUUGUACGGGGAGGGGCUAGAAAUCUCACCCUUCAGGAUACAAAGUUUGUCUUAAUCUUCCUAGUUUUAGUUUCACACCUCACACUUGCACUCAGUUCUGUCUAGUAUCUCCAAAACUAGAGAUAGUCCAAUUUAAUUUCUCCAUUGAAUAAAUGUUCCAUUCUCUGGCCCUGAGUUUCUUUCCUAUGUAUGUAGAACGAUAAGAGGAUCAGGGAAUUCAACUCUCAUAUAUAUGUACUUUCAAUCAAUAACUAUUUUUAGUCCUUAGCUGACUUCAAUCUUCUCCCAAACUUGAUUCCUCCAAAUCUUGUACGUAAAUGGGAUUAUGUGGGACAAACCCACUAGUUUCUUGUGAAUAUCUCCAAUACCAGAACUUUACUUCAGACAUUUCUUAAAACUGUUAACUGCUCUUCCAUCUGCUUUCGGUCAUCAAAUACAUGUGUUCACUUGUGCAUUCUUAGUUUGUGUGAGUUCAUACCAUUUUGUUAUAUUUGUCAUUUUAGUGGGUAUUUUUAAAAGGGAGGAUAACAGUGUGCAGUCAAUCCACCCACUUGUUAAUUUCUACCCUUUUGUGGUGAUUCAUUUUUCAACCAUGUAUCUUAUAUUUUUAAGAAUGUAAUUUCAACUUUUUUUUCAACUCAUUUUUAAAACACAAACUUGUUAGGUCUCUCCUCCAUCCAUUUUUGAGGGCACUUUUGAGACCUUCUGGGGUGAGCUCCUAGCAUCUAUUCUAAACAGCCUCUGGGGUGAGCUCCUAGCAUCUAUUCUGAACAGCCUCUCUCCUAGUCAAACUAUGCCCUUUGACUAGGGCUGAAACCACCCAAAGCUUAAGAGGUGGUCCCAGACAGGACUAAAACAAAGGCCAAAGAUAGAUCUUCAGAUUCUGGGACUAAAAUCUCCACCUAUAACUCUAUACCUCUUGAAACAAUGAUUGCUUCAGUAGCUGGUAAUGAUCUUAGUUGGUCUAAUUAGAGUAAAACUAAGUUUUUGUUCUAUGAUUGGGAAAGAGAAUCUGUCUCACUGUGUCUUUCUGUGCAGAAAAAGAAAGCAGAUGACCAUAGAUGUAGCUGGAAUAAAUCUUGGGACCCUGAGGGGAGCCGGCUUUGGGAGUAAUUCUGCUUUAAAUGAAACUAACAUGUUUGUGUUUGUGUACUUAUUAAAUAUUUUUUGUAAAUUAUGAGAAACAAGAACUAAAUUAUGGAUUUACACAAUGUGUUCCACCCCACUAUUUUAUUUCGUUUUCUAACAGUUCACAGUUCAUUGCUAUCAAGGAAAUCUACCAGGAUGCCUUCCUGUGCUAUAACAACUAUUUAUAUAUGUCCCAUCUCAUGGUUAAUGCAGUUUCAUAUUCUCUGAGAGCACAUGUACACUUUUCAUUUCCAUGAGAACGUGGCUCAUGUACACUUUCCAUUUCCCCUACCGCCUAAAGAAGCCCAACUAGUGAUGGAAUUUUGUUCAAUUUAACAGUCAUUUAUGCUCUCCUUGUUUCAAGUUUUCAAUCUUCUCUGAAAGAUUACAAGCUCCUGGGGGCCAGGAAUCACAUCUUGUAUUUCUGUGUUCACUACACCUGAGCACUUUCAGUUGUUGGGAUUGUGGGGAUGGAUACUUAAAUGCUUUAAAACAAAUACUAACAGCAUCACAAACUAUAAAGAGUGUAUACAUCAAUUCUUAUGGAAGACAGAAUAUAUUUGUAAUCACUUAAACACGUGAGCAAAACAAUAUUUGUUUCUAGAGAACAUUUAUCUGAAUGGAAUUUCGGUUGCUUUCAUCAAACUGAAAAUCUGUGGAGACGCAUGGUGGCGCUGCAGGAUAAAUCAUAGGGUGGGGAAAACACACUACACUGGAUGAUGUCCUUGAUACUGUUACCCAGUGCACACAGAGCCUGGGGAAGACAGAAAGAACAAGUCUUAAAGGGACGAGCUAGAAGCUAUUCAAAGGGGUUAAAAUCCUUAGCCCUCCGAAGAUUCAGUGGACAUACCAGAGUCACGUUUUCCAGAACUGCGAAGUGAAGCUGAAGCGACUCUGCAGGAAGCUUUGAGAAAGGAACUAUGGAGAACCCAGGGGCAGGCGCUCUGCGGAUAAGGCAAGUCCUGCUUCUCUUUGUUUUGCUGGGAAUGUCUCAGGCGGGCUCCGAGUCUGGGCGUUUUUCGGUGGCAGAGGAAAUGCAGAGCGGGAGCUUUGUAGGCAAUUUGGCAAAGGACCUAGGACUGGAAGUGGGUGAGCUGUCCUCCAGGGAGGCUCGGGUGGUCUCUAAUAAUAACAAACAGCGUUUUCAGCUUAACAUAAACACGGGGGAUUUGCUUUUAAGCGAAGCGCUUGACCGGGAGGCACUCUGUGGCUUCACCGAGCCCUGUGUGCUGCAUUUCCAGGUGUUAAUGAAAAACCCCUUGCAGUUUUUACAGAUUGAGGUAGAGGUCAGGGAUAUAAAUGACCACUCUCCCGUCUUCUUAGAUAAAGUAAUGCUGCUAGAAAUCCCAGAGAAUAGUCCUGUCGGUGCUGUGUUCUUACUAGAAAGUGCGGAGGAUUUAGAUGUAGGAAUCAACACUCUAAAAAGCUACACAAUAAGCCCCAACUCUCAUUUCCACAUUAAAAUGAGAGUCAAUCCAGACAAUAGGAAAUACCCAGAGUUAGUUCUGGACAAGGCACUGGAUUAUGAAAAGCAGUCCGAGCUCAGUCUCAUCCUCACCGCUCUGGAUGGCGGAUCUCCGCCCAGAUCCGGAACUGCCUCGGUUCGGGUGGUGGUCGUGGACAUUAAUGACAACUCCCCGGAGUUUGAGCAGCCAUUUUAUGAGGUGAAGAUUCCGGAGAAUAGCGUACUAGGCUCUCCGGUUGUCACUGUCUCAGCUUGGGAUUUGGACUCGGGGAAAAAUGGGGAAAUAUCAUACAGUUUUUCCCAUGCCUCAGAAGAUAUUCGCAAGACAUUUGAAAUUAAUCAAAACUCUGGAGAAGUUACUUUAAUGGCAUCCUUGGAUUUUGAAACAAUUGAAUCAUACUCAAUAAUCAUUCAAGCCACAGAUGGCGGAGGCCUUUUUGGAAAAUCGACAGUCAGAAUUCAGGUGAUGGAUGUGAAUGACAAUACUCCUGAAGUCACCGUUUCAUCAAUUACCAGUCCAAUCCCAGAAAAUUCGCCUGAGACUGUGGUUAUGGUUUUUAGUAUAGAUGACAGAGAUUCUGGGGACAAUGGGAAGAUGAUUUGUUCUAUCCCAGAAGAUCUCCCCUUCGUGCUCAAAUCUUCAGUUGAAAAUUACUACACAUUGGAAACGGAGGGAAAGCUGGACAGAGAGAGCCAGGCAGAGUACAACAUCACCAUCACUGUCACCGACUUGGGGACCCCCAGGCUGAAAACCCAGCACAACAUAACCGUGCUGGUCUCCGACGUCAACGACAACGCCCCGGCCUUCACCCAAACCUCCUACACCCUGUUCGUCCGCGAGAACAACAGCCCCGCCCUGCACAUCGGCAGCGUCAGCGCCACAGACGCAGACGCGGGCGCCAACGCCCAGGUCACCUACUCGCUGCUGCCGCCACACGACCCGCACCUGCCCCUGGCCUCCCUGGUAUCCAUCAAUGCGGACAACGGGCAGCUGUUCGCCCUCCGGGCGCUGGAUUACGAGGCCCUGCAGGCCUUGGAGUUCCGCGUGGGCGCCACGGACCGCGGCUCCCCGGCGCUCAGCAGCCAGGCGCUGGUGCGCGUGCUGGUGCUGGACGCCAACGACAACGCGCCCUUCGUGCUGUACCCGCUGCAGAACGGCUCUGCGCCCUGNAGCUACCAGUAUGAGGUUGUCACACUAGGACUUUUUUCCUUUUUUUUUUUUUUUUUNCUGUCGGCCAGCGUCACGCUGCACGUGCUGCUGGUGGACGGCUUCUCGCAGCCCUACCUGCCGCUGCCCGAAGCGGCGGCCGACCCGGCGCGGGCCGACCCGCUCACGGUCUACCUGGUCAUCGCGCUGGCGUCGGUGUCGUCGCUCUUCCUGUUCUCGGUGCUGGCGUUCAUCGCGGUGCGGCUGUGCAGGAGGGGCAGGGCCGCCUCGCUAGGUGGCUGCUCGGUGCCCGAGGGCCACUUCCUGGGCCACCUGGUGGACAUCGGCGGCACCGGGACCCUGUCCCACAGCUACCAGUAUGAGGUGUGUCUGACGGGAGGCUCAGGUACCAGCGAGUUCAAGUUCCUGAAGCCGAUUCUCCCCAACUUCCCUCCCCAGGUCACUGGGAGAGAAAUGGAGGAAAAUCCCACCUUGCGGAAUAGCUUCCCAUUCAGUUAAGUAUUGGCUUAUUCUACUAAACCCUACUUAGUAAAUUUGGAAAUCUCUUUUAACUUCAAGUUACAUAUUAUUGAUGAUCCCUUUCUUGAUUAUUUUACUACUGUUCCUUGGGGUGAAAUUAAAAGAAAUUCAGAUAGUACAUUUACAUAGUAUUUUCCUAUAUUAUUAGUAAUUUUAAAAUUAUUCAUUCAACUAUAUUUGAUAAUCUGAAUAAAAAGUGAAAUUUUAUUUGCUUAAUUUAAAAUAUUUGAAAUUCAAUUAUCUUUUCCUUUUACAAAAUUAUAUUCCAACAUCCUUAAGUAGGAUUGUAUUUCUAACUACUAGUGACAACUAUGAUCACUAUUGCUAUGUAGGAAAAAAUUUAACUGUGUUUGAUAUUAUUUCAUGUGUCCUUGUGGGCUGACCAAGUGGCUUAGUUGGUUCAGAGCUCUCUCGCAAGUGUGAGCUCUGAGCAACAGGGUCCUCAGUUCAAU